AUGUCUGAAGCUCCUCAAUCCCGCCAAUUAGACCAAGAAACAGGCAACACACCUGCCCCCCAGCACACGAAGAUUGAUUGGUCCAACCUCCCCGAAAAUGUCUUCAAGUCCAUGGAAGCGCGCACAGCAUCCACAUGCGCCGCAUAUCUCCUCCCAACUCUCAAGGAGAUGAAAGCAGAAAAUCCUCAGUUGACUCUCCUGGACGUCGGUGCAGGUUCAGGCUCAAUAUCCGCCGAAUUCGCACAGCUCGUCGGACCGAACGGCCAUGUCACGGCCGUGGAUCUUAAUCCGGGUGUCAUCCCACGCGCCAAGGUCGUUGCGGAGCAAUGGAGAGUGUCGAACAUCUCGUUCCAGACGGCGGAUGCAUAUAAGCUGGCGUUCGACGAUGAGACGUUCGAUAUAGUUCAUUGCCAUCAGGUUCUCGUUCAUUGUAAGAAUCCAUGGGAGAUUCUCCGUGAAAUGCUGCGUGUUACGAAGCUGGGUGGCGUGGUAGCUGCACGAGAGGGAGACCUUGAGACUGAGGUGAUGUGGCCACCACUUCCUGGACUGCUGAAGUUUCAUCACGACUUCGAGGUAAAGCUUAUUACAGACCGUGGCGGACAUAAGAAUGCUGGAAGACAGCUCCUUUCCUGGGCUCUGCGAGCUGGUGCGAAAAGAGAUCAGAUCACGACGAGCUUUGGCACUUGGACGUACACCGAGCCAGAAGAUAGAAAGAUGUGGGCUACGAGUAUGAUGGAGGUGGCACUUGGCCCAAUGUUACGGGAGAAGAACGUGAAGGCGGGGGUCGCCGAGGCGGAAAUGGAUGAGAUGCGCGAGGCGUGGGCAGAGUGGAUGAACCUAGAUGAGGCGGUAAUGGCACAGCUACAUGGAGAGGUUGUCAUUCGAAAGUAGUGCACAUGUAAACACGGUCUGUAUGGCAAGCAUGGUGUGAUUUAGGCAAAAAGUAAAUGAGAUUUGCCAAGUCUAAAAGCAAACGCCAGCCACCAGAG
Messenger RNA from Mollisia scopiformis, 989 nucleotides. RefSeq names its product S-adenosyl-L-methionine-dependent methyltransferase. The record is from RefSeq and is a predicted model, not a curated record. The coding region runs from base 1 to 891 and encodes 296 amino acids. Gene Ontology annotation, molecular function: methyltransferase activity. NCBI's taxonomy places the organism in Eukaryota, Fungi, Ascomycota, Leotiomycetes, Helotiales, Mollisiaceae. The transcript has 4 exons.